Molecule: messenger RNA, 927 nt
Organism: Drosophila obscura
Lineage: Eukaryota; Metazoa; Arthropoda; Insecta; Diptera; Drosophilidae
Gene: Prosalpha5
Product: proteasome subunit alpha type-5
Exons: 3
Coding region: 109-843 (244 amino acids)
Biological process (GO): proteasome-mediated ubiquitin-dependent protein catabolic process
Cellular component (GO): proteasome core complex, alpha-subunit complex; proteasome core complex; nucleus
Source: RefSeq, a predicted model, not a curated record
AAAUAUCGAUUCUAUCGAUAUUGCCCUCGAUUGUUUGACACCUCUAAUCGCAAGUCAUUCCGGCUUUAAUUUUUGUGAUUUUGUGAACGAAUUUAAAGAAAAUCAGACAUGUUUCUUACACGCUCCGAGUACGACAGAGGUGUAAACACCUUCUCGCCCGAGGGACGUCUCUUCCAGGUGGAGUAUGCCAUUGAAGCCAUCAAAUUGGGUUCUACCGCCAUCGGCAUUUGCACCAAAGAAGGCGUUGUCUUGGCCGUAGAGAAGCGCAUCACAUCGCCCCUGAUGGUGCCCAGCUCGGUGGAGAAAAUCGUGGAAGUGGACAAGCAUAUUGGCUGCGCCACCUCCGGCCUGAUGGCCGAUGCACGCACACUGAUCGAGCGCGCCCGCGUGGAGUGCCAGAACCAUUGGUUCGUCUACAACGAGCGCAUGUCCAUCGAGUCCUGUGCCCAGGCCGUCUCCACGCUGGCCAUUCAGUUCGGUGACAGUGGCGACAGCGAUGGUGCCGCCGCCAUGAGUCGUCCCUUCGGCGUGGCCAUACUCUUUGCCGGUGUCGAAGACAAGAAGCCCCAACUCUGGCACAUGGAUCCCUCGGGCACUUUUGUGCGUCAUUCCGCCAAGGCCAUUGGCUCCGGUAGCGAGGGCGCCCAGCAAAAGUUGCAGGAGGACUUUACACCCGAAAUGAGCCUGAACGAUGCCAUCGACACAUGCCUGAACACACUGAAGCAGGUCAUGGAGGAGAAGCUCAGCUCGACCAAUGUGGAGGUGAUGACCAUGACUGCCGAGAAGGAGUACUACAUGUUCUCCAAGCAGGAGGUCGAGCAUCACAUUUCAAAUUUGGCGUAAAUCGUUGCAUAGUUUUCCAUAAUUUUUAUAUCGGUAAAAAGAAUAAAAAACUUAAAUGUGAAUAAAGGGAUUCUAAAUCAUCCA